UGACAAAUGUCAAAAAGGGCUACGGACGGGAUACGGGCGAAGCGAUUUUGCGAUUUCGUACGAAUUUACGAAGGAAACUAACAACCGUAUCUAUAAUAAUGUAAUCAUAGGUACACCAGAUAGGGCGUUAGCGCGCCAAAACAGCGAAAAUACGCUGUCUGAACGUUUAACCUCGUAGUAGUGGCUUGAUUAUUUUUCGCCUAAAUAUCGCUCUAGGAUCAUGUUGAAGUUCAAAAAAAUGGGAUCGGAUAAAGUGCCGUUGUUACUUGUGACUGCAAAUGUUGGAUCUAUAUUUGAGGAACCUUCAGUAAUGCUCCCGAUCUGGACAUCAGAGUUUCUACAAGCCGUCUCCCGGAUGGACCCUAAGUUCAUAGCGCUCCACCUGCAAGAGGUCGGUGGGAAAGCGUACGAGAAGUCGAUGCAGUAUGUUCAAGACUUCGUUCAAAGACUCUGCGAAUGUCCGGAGCUGCGGCUUUUUGAUAAGAUCAGAACGUUCCUAGACGAGGACUUCAGCUCGCCGGAGAAGUUCACGGCCCUUGGCAAUAUGUACUUCGCUCACUCUUCGCUGACUGACCUAAAGAUCUGGGACUUCGAUCUGAAGGCGUAUGUAGACGUGCAAGGCAAGGAGAUCCAUAGCGGAAACAUCGAGAAGGUCACCACCAAGGAGAAAGCAAAGUUUCCGCAACAUUUCUUUCCUGAGUGCAAGUGGUCCCGCAAAGGUAUACUGCGAACGCGUUGGAUGAUCCGCGGCACUGCCGUUGAGUUCGUCAACAUACAUCUGUUUCACGACGCGUCAAACCUUCUCGCAAUGGAGCCCUUCCCAUCAGUGUACUGCCGGAGUCGGCGGCGCGCGUUGCGGCACACGCUGCGCCACCUACACUCGGACGUCAACGCCGCCCCCUACUUCAUAUUCGGCGACUUCAACUUCAGGACUGACACGGGCGGUGUGGUUAAGAAAGUGACAGAAGAUUUGACAGCGUUUCGGAUGCAGAACGGCAACAGUGCGGACUCAUGUAAGCUCCAGUUCCGAGGGGCCGACCAGCGCGUGGUACUCACCAUCGGCAAGAAGGAGUUCGCUCAUGUCGAUCACCAGAAGAUCUUCAGGGAACCGUGGCUGCAACGGUUCGACAAAGAAUUGGAGGCUCUCCGGCCCCACCUGUACGAGUUUCCCGUAAAGUUCCCACCGUCAUAUCCCUUCGAGGAGGACGUACAUCUACCUACGCAUUAUAUGAAGACGAGGUGUCCAGCGUGGUGCGACCGUAUCCUACUGUCGCAGUCAGCGCGACUUCUAGUCCAGCAUCAGGAUUCCGGUCGAAUUGGAGACAACAAGCAUUUACAUUCGUCCAGAAAGUCAGUGGCGGAGUCGAGCGAAAGUAGUGGCCGAACUUCCGCUGACGGCAGUCCGGCACGCGGACAGUCCAGCCCUGGUAAGACCCUGGAGAAGAAGGGCAGCGUGGCCGAGCUGGAUGCACUGUGCGUGCCGGCCGCCUCCGCCAGCAGGAAGAGCAUCGCCGAUCCCACCAGCGUGCAGCAGGCCAUCAAUGCUAGGGUAGCGGAGUCAGAACAUUCCCCGAUCCGCCGCAAGCUCGUCCGCAACCAAUCGGAGGGCUCCCCCAAGCCGGGCGACACGCUGUCGUCCGAGCUCCGCCGCCUGGUGGAGGGGCCAGCUCGCAAACGGAACGAGUACGGCGUAAUAGGCGAUACGGCUUGCAUGGGAGACCAUAAGCCAAUCUACCUCCGUGUGAUGCUGCAGAGCGACCGAGGUACCGUACCGUGUUGCGCCAGCGGCCUGCCGUGCGCCCUCUGCCUCAGCGCCGCCCGCCUCCCCCGAAACCCCCGCCACCCCCUCGCACGACGACCCACCGACCCCGACCUUUACGCCAGUAAAAAAGUCAAAACCCUCUUCUCCAGCCACCCUGACACCUUGACAGACGAUCACAGACUGAAACGAACUCGAACCGGCUCCCUAAACGAGAAAAUUCUCCGCAUACCCGACGUCGAAAUCACCACUGCCGAUUAUUCGAGUUACGACGGUGUAUUCGUAAAUGAAAUCGAUAACACGUUGCUCUGCGUGCGACAGUGCUUAGAUCCGUACACGCCGGAGAGUAUCGAUUCUCACACGCCCAACGUCGAGGAUGCGUCCAGUACUGAGGAGAUCGCGGACGAGGUAGACGACGUUCUGGGGACAAGUAUAAUCGAGUCGAAAUCGAUUAAGUUGAAUCGAGACAGGAGCGUCUCUCCUACGCAACUAAAACAUAGACUCGAUAAGUUACUCACCGACGAUAGGUAUAACGUACCUGAGAUACAGAGGCUGAAUAGUAGGGAGUCUUGUAAAUCGGACGGUAGUAAAAAAGGGGGGUUGUGUUGUUUAGCUUUGAAAUGCUACGGGUUCUGCAGGCGGAGGGCGCCGAAGGUCAAUUGCAGUUGUAGAGGCUUGAGUAACUGUUGCACCUCCUGAGCUUGACGUUUGUGAUUCGAAUUUCGAAUGUUAUUGACUUGUUGCGAACUCGAUAGAAAUCAAAACUCGAAAUUUGAAUUUUAUUUUUUCUCUAAUCAGCUUUACGCCAUAGACAAUUAUUAAUUUGAUUUUGAUUUUUUCAUCGAGUCGUACGAGUGAGUGUUUCCACUGUGUAUUAUUUUUUUCAUUAAAAUUUUUGUAGUGUAUUGCAUUGUGAACUUUUAUAGUAUUAACCGACCAUUUUGUUGGUUUUACCGACCAUGGUAAUAUUUACCAUAGAUAUUUAGAUGUGGUAAUUCCUACCAUUCAAAUAACAUUGACGAUUAUAUGCAUGGAUGUUGUAAUCAUUUGUAUAACUUUACCUAUAUUAAAUCCAUAUCAUUAUUUAGACAUUAGAUUACACAUGAAAUAGUCAAUAUAUGUGUAUUAUUUAGUACUAAUCGUACGAUGUAAGUUGGCCACUUAGAAUGACAAUCAGUCCGUCAAUCAAUCAAUCAUUUUGUGUUGCCAAGUAUUUUAAUUAUGAGUCCGCGAUCACUAGCAUCUAAACAAAGCCUCAUGUCUUAAAAGCUAGAUUCUCCCAAUGAUUUUAAUGUGAGAAAGAGUAUAAAUAUUUCUAAUGAAUGCGAAUGAGUGAAAAAGCUAUAUCAUUCGUAGCCUUUCUUUCAUGCUUUCCCUUUCCUGCUCCCUACAUUAUACCAUUGUUGAUUUAGUCUUUAAAAAUUGCUACUCCGUUAUGUUAUGUUCUCCUGGUAGCCAAUGUACAUUGCGCGCACUGUUAAUGUUUUUGUAUGUGCACUAUUUUUAUUAUAAUCAAUGUAGUUUUAUUAAAGUAUAAUACACGUGCAAAUGACAAUAAAAAUAAUCAUAGAUGCAUUA
Molecule: messenger RNA, 3337 nt
Organism: Galleria mellonella (greater wax moth)
Lineage: Eukaryota; Metazoa; Arthropoda; Insecta; Lepidoptera; Pyralidae
Gene: 5PtaseI
Product: inositol polyphosphate-5-phosphatase A
Exons: 12
Coding region: 221-2458 (745 amino acids)
Biological process (GO): phosphatidylinositol dephosphorylation
Molecular function (GO): inositol-polyphosphate 5-phosphatase activity
Source: RefSeq, a predicted model, not a curated record